AUCUUGUUGAAAUCCAUAACAACACAAACAAAGAAGAAGAAAGAAAAAUUAAAAAAGAAAGAAAAUGUUGUGUGCGUCGGUGAUACUUAAUUCCGAAUCGAAGCUCCCGAAGAGUGAGCAGAGCCGUUGAAUAACAACCGUUCCCAUUCCCAACGUGCCAAUUUCAGUAAUCUUCCAUACGCGCCUUAAUUUCCAAAUCUCCAACAAAAAAUUUCACUCUCUUUCUCUAUACAAUUUCCAAUUUUUGUAUUCAUCAAUAUACAUAUAUCACAUUGAGUACUAGAAUUACCAAAUAUUUGUAAAUUACGAAUCUUUAUUCGGGUUUCAACGUUGUUAAUUACUGAUUCAGAAAAUUAGGUUUUUUGGUUGCAAGGAACCUAUAUAAUGAUGUCAAGGAGGCCUAUCAACCCAUCUCGACGUGUAGCAGAUAAUGGAGCUGCGUCAUUAGAAGCCUCAAUUCGGUCAAAGACACGGUCUCCCCCAUAUUUAACAAUUGGCCUUGUUAUCGUGGGAGCAUUUCUUCUCAUAGGGUAUUUUUACCGUGACACAGGUACUUUUGCCAGUAUUAAAGGAGCUAUCAGUAGAGUGGAAGGGGAUUUUUUAUGUACGGUAGAGGUUCAAAAGGCGACCCCUUUUUUGAAGAAAGCAUAUGGAGAUAGCAUGCAUAAGGUGCUGCAUGUUGGUCCUGAUACUUGUUCGGUUGUUGCUAAAUUGUUAGGAGAGGAAGAUACUGAAGCUUGGGGUAUAGAACCAUAUGAUAUAGAGGAUGCAGGUCGUUUUUGCAAGAAACUCGUGCAUAAGGGCAUUGUUCGCGUGGCUGAUAUAAAAUUUCCUCUGCCGUAUCGUGCAAAAUCAUUUUCUCUAGUGAUUGUCUCAGAUGCGUUGGACUACUUGUCUCCAAAGUAUCUUAAUAGGACCCUUCCUGAAUUGGCGAGGCUGUCAUCUCAUGGACUCGUUAUUUUCACGGGUUAUCCACGUCACCAUAAAGCUAAGUUUACAGAAAAGUCCAGAUUUGGGGGGCUGGCCAAAUUGAGGAGCUCAACGUGGUGGGUCCGAUAUUUUGUUCAAACAAGUUUAGAGGAAAAUGAAGUUGCCAUUAAGAAGUUUGACCAAGCUGCUUCGAAGAAAUCAUAUGUUCCUAGCUGCCAAAUUUUCCACCUGAGAUCUUACCGUUGAUAUAAUUAUGUGAAGUUAUACACAAAAGGAAUCGCGCAUAGCUUGUGGAUGAUGUGAAGAUAUGUUAUGACAACUUUCAGCUGUUUCGAUAAGUUGUUGAGAGUAGCAGGUGUCUCCUUGAAAAAAUAUUGAGUAUGCCAUCUUAGUGUAUUAAUUCUCAUUAGAUAUAUGGGGUUAUAGCAAUUUGUUGAUUUGUUGAAAAUGGGAAUUACAUUGCUGUUUCAUGGGGAAUUUUUGUGAUUUUGGUUGUAAUGGCCACAUAAGCUAAAUGAUAACAUCAUCUAUAUUUCUCUUUUUGGUUCUUUA
This is a messenger RNA of Lycium ferocissimum, 1482 nucleotides long. RefSeq names its product probable pectin methylesterase CGR3. Gene Ontology annotation, biological process: pectin metabolic process. The record is from RefSeq and is a predicted model, not a curated record. NCBI's taxonomy places the organism in Eukaryota, Viridiplantae, Streptophyta, Magnoliopsida, Solanales, Solanaceae. The coding region runs from base 385 to 1176 and encodes 263 amino acids. The transcript is spliced from 7 exons. Gene Ontology annotation, molecular function: S-adenosylmethionine-dependent methyltransferase activity.